AUGUUUUUUUUGGCCUAUUUUGUUUUGGCCUAUUUUGUUUUGGCCUAUUUUUUUUUUGGCCUAUUUUUUUUGGCCUAUUUUUUUUGGCCUAUUUUUUUGGCCUAUUUUUUUUUGGCCUAUUUGUUUUUGGCCUAUUUUUUUUUUGGCCUAUUUUUUUUUGGCCUAUUUUUUUUGGCCUAUUUUUUUGGCCUAUUUUUUUUGGCCGAUUUUUUGACAAUUUUUUAA
Molecule: messenger RNA, 225 nt
Organism: Blepharisma stoltei
Lineage: Eukaryota; Ciliophora; Heterotrichea; Heterotrichida; Blepharismidae
Source: the annotation of a GenBank genome assembly